CUGAGGGGCGCUCAAACCACCCUGUAUGCGCGCGCGCGCGCUAUGCCAACAGUUUGACAGAGUUGGCAAAAGUAAAGGGCUCAAGCAGAAGCUGGGCCUGGAUGGGAGCGGAGAGGGGAGGGGCUUCAGAGGUCAGGCGCGUGUCUCAUAUCUUCUUAGUUAAUUCCCAAGGCCCGAAUUCCGCGCGCCCCAGAGGCCCCGCCCUCUCCGAUGCGUUUCCCCAUUGAGUCUUUUUCAUUUCAUCGCCCAGACCCCACUGAGUGGUGAUCUGGAAGGGUAUAAAAAGAACUCGGCGCGAACACCUUCCUUUCUCGAUUACUUAUCGAAUUUUCCCGGGUUUCAGGGAGAGGAGGUGGAGAGGUGGGGUUUGUAAGGGUGGGUGGAUCGGUCGCGCCCCGGAUUGGUCUAUUAUACGGAUGCUACAGCGCUUGCGUGUCGCGAUUCCCUCUCCAUUCCGGAAGAAGUACGCGGGAAAGAAUGGAUGGCAGGAGAAGGAAUCUGGAACCCCCAUCCACUUUUGGGAUGCUCCAUUCUUCAGGUCUCAGUGGGCUCAUGCCUCCAUCUCAUUUCCAAACACGGCCCCCUCCAGGCAUGUCCAGGAUCACCUCUGUCCAGUCCCCCCCCUUACCCCUAGUCCUGCCUUCAUCCCAUCUUGGUCAUUAUAAGAGUGACCAUAGAUGGGAGCAGAAUAGACUACAGAUUUUGAGAGAACAAGAUGGGGCAGGUGAUAGUGAUGAUCCCAAAAGAAGGACCAGGUCCCUGGACCAUGUGGGGCCACAGAGCUUGAAUUCCCAGACUGAGUUGGUCUCUCAGCAACUGGAAGAGAUUUGGAGACUUGAGAAGGAGAGCCAGGCCUUGAGGUUGGCUUCAGUCCAUCAGAAGACUCGACUGGCAACUCAAGCUGAGGAGCUUGAAGUUUUGGGACAGGCAGAGCAAGCUAUGCAGGUUGAAAUAGAGGAACUUCGUGCUGCCUUGGCUGGGGCAGAGCUCAUUCGGCAGAAAUUGGAAGAAGGAAACAAAAGAGAGCUGGAAGAGACUCAAAAGCUGCACAAGGAACAGAUCUCCCACAUGACCACAGCUCAUCAGGAAGCUCUUGCUGCCCUGGCCAACAAGACCCAUGAGUUGGAGGAGAAAGUGAAGACCAUGGAAUCUAAGAGGGAAGAAGAGACCAAGGAGUUGGCUGUUGUACAGAGGGAGGCUAGGAUGUUAAGGGAGGAACUAAGUAAGACUCAUGCAGAACUCAAUACCCAGGUGGCUCUUGUUGACCAGCUUAGGAAGUAUGUAGGGGAUCAAAUAUCACCAGAAAGCAAGAACCAGAUGUGGGAACAGGAGCGGAAGCAGCUACUAGAAACUGUGCAGCAUUUGCAGGAAGAUCGGGACGCCUUAUGUGCCACUUUGGAGUUGCUACAAGUUCGAGUGCAGAGCCUCCAGGACAUCCUUGUCCUUCAGGAAGAAGAACUGGGUUGGAAGGUCCAGCCUACAGACCCCCUAAAUUCUGAGUCAGCCAAGAAGGCUCAGGCCCUGCUGAACCGUUGGAGGGAAAAAGUGUUUGCCUUGAUGGUGCAGCUGAAAGCCCAGGAGUUGGAACAUACUCAACAUACUCAAAAGCUUAAAGGAAAGGUGGCAGAACUUGAAGGUGAGGUAGCAUCCUGGGGUCAAGAAUCAACUAUCUUGCAUCGAUCCCUCCAGGACAAAGCUGCUGAAGUGGAGGUAGAAAGAGUUAACAACAAGGUCCUUCAGGGGGAGCUGAGUCGAGCCCAGGAUGCUAGGCUGUGGCAGCAGCAACAGACAGAGACAGCUGAGGAGCAUAUGAAGCUUGUGGCUAAUGCUGUGAGCAGUUCUCAUAACUGGCUACAGGAUCGGGUAGCUAAGGUGGCAGAAGCUGUAGCUCAACUUCCUAGCCUCAACAACCGACUUGGCUAUGCUUCCCGACAGGUCCGUACUAUUCAAGGCCUUGUGGCUCGGAAAAUAGCACUUGCACAGCUGCAUCAGAAACAGAGCCCUCCACCUCCACCAUCUGAAGAAAUGGGACUUGAGUUACAGCAGCUAAGAGAAGAAAGGAAUCGCUUAGAUGAAGAGCUACAGCUGAGUGCCCGCCUUAUCCAACAGGAAGUUGGCCGGGCCCGGGAACAAGGAGAGGCAGAGCGGAUUCGGUUGAGUGAGGAGGCCCGGCAGUUGGAGCAGGAGCUGCAAAAAACCCAGGAAUCUUUGGUUGAGGUCGGGAUUCAGUUGAAGGCAGCUCGACUGAGCCAGAGGGAGAGCACAGAAGAGGCUGCUUGCCUUCGGCGGGAACUAACUCAGCAGCAAGAGACCUAUGGGAAAGACUUACAAGAGAAGGUAGCUGAAGUGGAGUCAAGGCUUCGGGAACAGCUUUUAGAGAUGGAGAGAAGACUGAAUGAAGCUCGGAGGGAACAUGCUAAAGCUGUAGUUUCCUUGCACCAGGCCCAGUGCCAAGCUGCCCGAGACAAGGAACGUAGCCAGGAACUGGGACGCCUACAAGAGGAAGCUCAGAGGGAAGAAGGAUUCCGAUUGAGGCAGAGGCUUCAGGAGCUGGAACGAGACAAAAACCUAAUGUUGGCCACUCUAAAGCAGGAGGGUCUCCUUUCCCAAUAUAAACAACAGCGAUUGUUUGCAAUUCUUCCUCCUCUAUCACUGGAACCUGGUUCUGAAAUUCUGCAUCCCACCAAGCAACUUUUGAAAGGAUCCUAUCUCUCUGCAUUGCUGGAAAAUCUGCAGGAAAUGAGUGAGGUUAUCACUCGGGAAGAGGAGGGAGAUAAUGUGAAGUGCUCAAUUGUAGGAUCCUCCUCUUACCAGUUGUAAGCUGUAAAAGGGAACUUAACAUGUGGAGAAGGUAGCAAGUGUGGCCACCUGCUGGCUCUAAUCCUUGAGCUACAUCUGCCUUGGAGACUGAAUUUUCUUACAUCAAAUAAAGGAGGCUUUAAUAGGAUCUAUUAGUUUGGAAAUAUUGUCUCUAAAGAUUUAAGGAUGUCUUUCCAUAACCUCUCUUUGAUGCAAAUGCCUCUUUCCCCCUCUCCUAUGAAAUGUAAUUUUUUUCCUUUGUAACUUGCUUUCAAGAAUAAAAUUCUUUUCCAUAUCCUC
Antechinus flavipes (yellow-footed antechinus) is the source of this 3099-nucleotide messenger RNA. RefSeq names its product coiled-coil alpha-helical rod protein 1 (gene CCHCR1). NCBI's taxonomy places the organism in Eukaryota, Metazoa, Chordata, Mammalia, Dasyuromorphia, Dasyuridae. The transcript is spliced from 18 exons. The coding region runs from base 478 to 2820 and encodes 780 amino acids. The record is from RefSeq and is a predicted model, not a curated record. Gene Ontology annotation, biological process: cell differentiation; protein export from nucleus. Gene Ontology annotation, cellular component: centriole.